AUGCUCAAAAUGAUAUUGUCAGCACUAUUUCUAAUCCCAGCAAGUCAGGGAUUCAUAGAUUUUAACCCAAUUUGUACAAAAUUGGUAGAAUAUAAAGACUCACAGAAUACUGUUCUGGAGGGAUAUUUGGCGUAUCCUGUAAUUACUGGGUUCUUCCGUAAGCGCCCUGCUGUCAUCAUCUUCCAUGCUUUCACUGGACGUACCGAAUUUGAUAAUCAGAAGGCUAGGGAUUUGGCUAAGCUCGGCUACGUAGCUUUUGCCGCAGAUACCUAUGGAAAAGGAAAAGCCGCUCCAGAUGUGAAUGGAAAUUUUGCCAUUAUGGGAGAACCACAACCCUCCGCAGCUGGAUUCUGAGUGCCUGGAACUAUGUAAGAGGUCUAAAAUAUGUCCAAACUAACAAUAUCGGGUCAAUUGGGUUCUGUUUUGGCGGGCUUUGUACUUUGGAUUUGGCCCGUUUCAAUGUUGGACUAAAAGCUGCUGUGUCAUUCCAUGGAACACUUACGGAUUACCCGGGAAAUGGAACCACAAUCGACGCUUCAAUCCAAGCUCAUCACGGAGAUGCAGACCCUCACACUACAAAUCAAAACGCCGAUGAUUUCAUUGAAGAAAUGAGGAGAAGAAACGGUGAUUGGAUGUUCAGUAGAUACGCCCACGCCGUCCACGCCUUCACUCUCCCCGGAGUUGAGAAUUGGGAAAUUCCAGGAGCCGCAUUUGAUCCUAUUGCUUCUAAUAGAUCUUGGAGUGCUAUGAAAUCAUUUUUGACGGAGAAGCUGAGCAAUUGACG
Caenorhabditis elegans is the source of this 784-nucleotide messenger RNA. NCBI's taxonomy places the organism in Eukaryota, Metazoa, Nematoda, Chromadorea, Rhabditida, Rhabditidae. The record is from the annotation of a RefSeq genome assembly.